Messenger RNA from Cladophialophora yegresii CBS 114405, 1053 nucleotides. RefSeq lists its product as uncharacterized. The transcript is spliced from 2 exons. NCBI's taxonomy places the organism in Eukaryota, Fungi, Ascomycota, Eurotiomycetes, Chaetothyriales, Herpotrichiellaceae. Gene Ontology annotation, molecular function: hydrolase activity, hydrolyzing O-glycosyl compounds. Gene Ontology annotation, biological process: carbohydrate metabolic process. The record is from RefSeq and is a predicted model, not a curated record. The coding region runs from base 1 to 1053 and encodes 350 amino acids.
AUGCCGUUCAAGAACUUUCUCUCCGACAUCAAAUCGCAGGUCAAAGACCUCCAGAAACAGGGUCAGCAGUUUCUCGGGCAGCAGCAGCAGCAGCAGUCGGCUCCUCCGUCUCAAUCUCAAUCUCAACCGCACUACCAGCAUCAGCAACAGCCACCACACCAACACCAGCAACAACAAUACCCAGCUCAGCAGUACCAGCAAUCUCCUCCCCUCCCGCCAUCAACACAUCCCAACUUCCAGGCCCAAGGAGGCCCGCCCGGUCAACAGCCACUCCCGGGGCAGCCGAAAGUCUACUGGCAGCCGCGCUUCGAUCCGGCCACGCCCAUCAGCCAAGAAUGGGAACACAAGCUGGGGAACAACAACGGGUGGGGCAACAAUGAGAUGCAGCACUAUACCGCCGAGGCGAGCAAUUCGUUCUACACGCCCAACAACCUCCUCGUCCUGCGCGCCAUCUCCUCGCCCUCCCACCCGGACCCGACCAAGAAAUACACCUCCGCCCGCCUCGUCUCCCGUCAACGCCUCGGCCGCCCCAGCGGCAGCCUAGUCGCGAGCCUCAGCCUCCCCUGCGCCGGGGGCAUCUGGCCGGCCUUCUGGCUUUUGCCGUACGAACCCUUCACCUGGCCGACCGACGGCGAGGUCGACAUCGCCGAGACCUGGAACGGCGACAGCAUCAACCACACGUGCCUGCACUGGGGCUUCUACUCGCCCGAGGACAAGGCGAAGCAUCGCGUCGUGGGAACGCCCGUGCAGGGCAUGCAAACGGGACGGCCCGUACGGUUCGAGUUCGCGUGGCACCAGGACAGAAUGGUCUGGUGGAUUGAUGGGCAGGCCGUGAUGAAGGCGCCGGUGCCGCAUGACAUGAAUAGGCCGCUCAGCGAUUUUGUUGUACUGCUCAACAUUGCUAUGGGCGGGAACGUGUGUCAGGGUCAGGUGCCGAGGGAGGGGAUGUAUGAUUUCGUGGUGCAUGAGAUGAAGAUGCUGGAGGAGCCGGAAGGGGGUUGGGCGCGGUUUGAGAGGGAUUGGGCUUGGGUGAGGGAAGGGGACAUGAUUUGA